Messenger RNA from Penicillium olsonii, 537 nucleotides. The record is from the annotation of a GenBank genome assembly. Lineage: Eukaryota; Fungi; Ascomycota; Eurotiomycetes; Eurotiales; Aspergillaceae.
AUGACGAACCCUUUGGUUGCCGACACUCCCCAACAUAUUUUGCAACUCCUCGAUGAGCUUCACCAGAAGUCACUGGAGCAGGAAGCUCUCAUUUCGAAGAAAGGAAAGGUAUUCUCGGCGGACGUCCUAGGAGAUCUUGAAGACAAGCAAUCGAACCUGAGCCCGAAGGAUGCAUUCAAUAAGCUUAUGAUGGACAAGUUUAUCGCGCUGGAUCAAGACAAAUGUCAAUUCACAUACCAGUUGAUCAACGCCAUGGGAGCCACCAAUAUCGUUGAAGCUGGAACCAGCUUUGGAGUCAGCACGAUAUAUCUGGCACUUGCCAUUGCGAAGACGAGAGCCGCUACCGGCAAGUCUGGGACCGUGAUUGCCACCGAAAACGAGCCUGAAAAGGCAGCAAUUGCACGCAAGUACUGGGCACAGUGCGGUCCCGAGGUUGAGCAACAAAUCGAUCUCCGCGAAGGCGAUCUACUUCAGACACUCCGAGAUGGACUACCAGAUGUCGAUCUUCUGCUUCUUGACAGUAAGCGUUCCCCUUGA